CCGCGGACCGCCGCUAGAGGGCGCUGUUUGUACCGGAGCGAGCCGAGCAGCAGCUUCACUGCCCUUCCUGCAGCAUCUCACCUUCAACCGGCCACACGAACCUCCGCCGACGCCCCUGAAGGAGAGCAACGGGAGACAUCGCGGACAAAACAGCGCCCACAAACACAGGAGGAAGCGCGCAACACCCGGCCUCGCUGCUUUAAAUUCGCCUGUUUCGCCAUUUGACACCUAAUUUCAGCCUGUCCGCCUCACUGCGACACAGAAACCCCGACCAGCUGCGCAUAAUUACAUUUUCUCAUCUUGUCAGGACUAAACUUCUCCGUCCACCUCGAAAGAAGAAGAAACCAGACAUCUCUGCAGCUCUCCUUUAAUCACAUUUUAACAGUCAGGUCGGGCCUUUCUGAUUGCCUCCAGCAUCAGCAGCAUCUUCUUCCUCAGCAUCCUCCUCCUCCUCCUUGAAUCUGCGCAAUGGCCGAUACUCCAGCGGAGUGCAAUAUAAAAGUGCUCUGUCGCUUUCGCCCCCUCAACCAGUCGGAGAUCGUACGUGGAGACCUGUUUUUACCCAAAUUUCAAGCAGACGACACUGUCAUCGUCGGGGGUAAGCCGUUUGCGUUCGAUCGCGUGUUUCCAACCAACACCACCCAGGAGCAAGUUUACAACACCUGCGCCAAGCAAAUCGUGAAGGAUGUGCUCAGUGGGUACAAUGGCACCAUCUUUGCAUAUGGACAAACCUCCUCUGGGAAGACUCACACCAUGGAGGGUAAACUGCACGACCCUCACCAGAUGGGCAUCAUUCCUCGCAUCGCUGAAGAUAUUUUCAACCACAUCUUUGCCAUGGAUGAAAACCUUGAAUUCCACAUCAAGGUUUCUUACUUUGAAAUCUACAUGGACAAAAUCCGUGACCUCUUGGAUGUGACAAAGACCAACUUGUCUGUCCAUGAGGAUAAGAACAGAGUGCCAUUUGUUAAGGGAUGCACCGAGCGCUUUGUCUCCAGCCCUGAUGAAGUUAUGGAUGUGAUCGAUGAGGGCAAGGCUAACCGCCAUGUUGCUGUGACCAACAUGAAUGAGCACAGCUCUCGCAGCCACAGCAUCUUCCUGAUCAACAUCAAACAGGAACACGUGGAGACGGAGCAGAAACUGUGUGGGAAACUCUACCUGGUGGAUCUGGCUGGCAGCGAGAAGGUCAGCAAGACCGGAGCUGCAGGUUCUGUCCUGGAUGAGGCUAAAAACAUCAACAAGUCUCUUUCUGCUCUUGGAAAUGUGAUUUCUGCCUUGGCUGAAGGAACGAAAUCUCAUGUUCCGUACCGUGAUAGCAAAAUGACCCGCAUCCUGCAGGACUCCCUCGGUGGGAACUGUCGCACCACCAUGUUCAUCUGCUGCUCCCCCUCCAGCUACAACGAGGGAGAGACCAAAUCCACUCUGAUGUUUGGGCAGCGUGCCAAGACCAUCAGGAACACCGCCUCCAUCAACCUGGAGCUGACAGCGGAGCAGUGGAAGAAGAAGUACGAGAAGGAGAAGGAGAAGAACAAGACUAUGAAGGACACCAUUCAGAAGCUGGAGGCUGAGCUCAACCGCUGGAGAAAUGGAGAGGACGUGCCUGAGACAGAACAGACCACGGCGAACAUAGUGACCUGUUUGGAGUCGGUGGAGGAGCGCCCCAUCUUGGACAACGAUACCUCCUCCAUUGUGGUCCGCAUUUCAGAAGAGGAGCGGAAGAAGUACGAGGAGGAGAUCCGCAAGCUCUACAAGCAGCUGGAUGACAAGGAUGAUGAGAUCAACCUGCAGUGCCAGCUGGUGGAGAAACUGAAGCAGCAGAUGCUGGACCAGGACGAGCUCCUGGCUUCCUCCAGGGGAGACGGGGACAAGGUCCAGGCUGAGCUCGGCAGGCUCCAGGUGGAGAGCGACUGUGCCAAGGCUGAGGUGAAGGAGGUGCUCCAGGCUUUAGAGGAACUGGCCAUAAAUUAUGACCAGAAGAGCCAGGAGGUGGAGGAGAAGGGUCUGCAGAACCAGCUGCUGGCUGACCAACUGGCCCAGAAAAUGGCGAGUCUGAUGGAGCUGGAGGCAGAGCUGUCUCGUAUGCAGGAAGUGAGCGGUCAGCAGAGGAAACGCAUCGCUGACGUCCUCAACGGGUUGAUGAGGGACCUCAGCGAGUUCAGCUCCAUCGUGGGGAACGGGGAGAUAAAGCUGCCAGUGGAGAUCAGUGGUGCGAUCGAGGAGGAGUUCACCGUCGCUCGUCUCUACAUCAGUAAGAUCAAGUCGGAGGUGAAGAGCAUGGUGAAGCGUUGUCGCCAGCUGGAGAACAUGCAGCUGGAGUGCCACCGCAAGAUGGAGGAGACCGGGAGGGAGCUGUCCUCCUGCCACCUCCUCAUCUCUCAGCACGAGGCUAAGAUUCGCUCUCUGACUGAGUACACGCAGAGCGUGGAGCAGAAGAAGAGGCAGCUGGAGGAGAGCCACGACUCCCUGAGCGAAGAACUGGCCAAACUGCAAGAUCAUGACAACUCUGUGCUGGAGGAGAAGGAUGGAGAGAAGGGUGAGACAGAGGAUGGAAGCAUGAAGAAAUCUCUUCGUCAGCAGGGGGAGUCUCAGCGCCUCCAUCAUAAGCAGCUUGCCCGCCUGCGGGAUGAGAUCAAUGAGAAGCAGAGGAUCAUCGAUGAGCUCACUGAUCGUAACUCCAAGCUGGAGCUGGAGCUGGUUCAGCUGCGUUCUGACUUUGAACGCCUGAAGAGUCAGGACAGCACCAAGAGCGAGCGCCUGGAGGAGCUCUCAUUCCUGCAUGAGCGCCAUGAGCAGACCAAACAGGACUUGAAGGGUCUGGAGGAGACUGUGGCCCGCGAACUCCAGACCCUCCACAACCUGCGCAAGCUGUUCGUUCAAGACCUCACGUCGCGGGUUAAAAAAAGUUCCGAAAUGGAACCUGAUGAUAGCGGGGGGUCUUGCACCCAGAAGCAGAAGAUUUCCUUUCUUGAGAAUAACCUGGACCAACUUACAAAGGUUCACAAACAGCUGGUUCGUGACAAUGCAGAUCUGCGUUGUGAGCUUCCAAAGCUGGAGAAACGUCUUCGGUCUACUGCUGAGAGAGUUAAGGCCCUGGAGACUGCACUGAGGGACGCCAAAGAAGGCGCCAUGAUGGACCGCCGCCGUUAUCAGCAGGAGGUUGAUCGCAUCAAAGAUGCCAUGAGGGCCAAGAAUGCUCUGAGGCGUCCCCAUGCAGCUCAAAUUGCUAAACCAGUGAGACCAAAACAGCUUCCUGUUUGCUCUCCUACCAAUCCAUUCUACUCCUACAUCUGUGCUACUGAAUAUGCCAACGCCUACAGCAAUGCACUUUUCCAGAACGGCACACAGAAGAGCUCCUCCAGCAUCAACUGCAGCCCCAACUCCGUCCAGAGCAACACAGUUUCUACAGCACUGGGCUACAGAGCAGGCAGAUAUAACGGAGACACACUGGAGUCCUUCCCACUCAACAUUGACAAUGGUAACAGCAACAGUGAAACCAGAGACAUAAACGAUAACAGGAGUGACGUUCAUUGUGGCAGCGAGGUGGAUGAUUCAAACAGACAAUACAUCAUUCAGCAGGAAACUGCUGCAAGUUAAUAUGAAGAACACGACCAAACACUGUACCCCUCCAAGGACCCCCUCUUUCUUUCCAUUCUGCAUGCAGCCCUCGCCACCACCCCUCCCACUGCAUCACCAAUGAAGAUUAAGCUGAAGAUCUGUAGCCCUGUAGUCUUCUAACUAGAUGAAGCCCCUCCUGUUGCUAUGUUGGCCACUCUUUCCCUCAGUUUUGGGGUUCAGUCCCUUCUAGUUCAAAGUAUUUAAAAAGUCUCAGUUUUAAUUAAAUAACUGAACAUCCACUCAGAUUGCACAUUGAUCUCAGCCAAUCAGAUGGUCACCAGACAGAACUGAUUACCCCCUGAGGCAGUUGAACUGAAACCGGGCUGACCUCGUUCCUGAUCGCUCUCUGAACUCACACAUUGUAAAUAUCAGUGCCGUACACUCCAGUAGAUUUUUGACCAGCAACUCUUUGUCUGAAUGCACAGCUUCCUCCGUCCCCUUGCACAGAUUUUCCAGCAGGUUUAACGUGGGUGUAGGCAGUCACAAUCCUUUUUCUCUGUCGUAAGUAAAGAGUGCAAACAGUACCACCAGCUUGUAAGAGAAGCCCCACUCUCUCUGUGCAUGUUGCUCUGUGGGUAAAGCCUUCAAAUCUCUGCAUGUGUCCUGAGUUUGGUCUGCAGCUAGUAUGCUGUAAGUAAAGUUGAACUGAUUCAGCAGAAACAAGAGAGAGAGCUAGUUCCCCUUAAUCAAAACCUUCAUUUAAGCACUGUAUCAGUUAUAUUUUAGAGUAAAGUUCAGUGCACAUCAGAAAACAACACAUCAUUAAAUGUGAUGUUAUAAGUGAUGUAACUGUAACCCAGCUCAGAACUGCAGUUGCUUUGAUGCUGUAAUGUUGCAGCUGGAUGAUGCCCUGCAUCUCUUACACACACUCAAUGAUUCUGUUUUUUUUUUUUGUUUGUUUGUUUUUUUGUCAAGCCUUAACUUGAAAUAAUUUCUUACAAUCAAAUGAUCAUGCUCUGUCCUUUGCAGAUAUUUGUAAUUUCUACCUCUGGAACAGCUUGGUGUUAAUGGAUAUUAUCCUCUCAAAUACCAAACCCUAGAAGUUCUACAGAUAGAUUCAGAGGAUCAGUAGCUGUAGAUGCCUGUGGUAGAUUUAAAUGCUUUAAUUAUAGCUGAACUUGUAUCUCCUGAAGAUUUAUUCUUGCACAUUGUCAUUUGUCACUGUAUCCAAUCAGAGAUUGGCUUUAAAGGUGCUUGUAAAAAUAGCUUCAUUAAGCAGAUGUCCUUUAAAAAGAAAUGGCAUUUGUCAGUUUAUCAUGGUCAAAAUGUAAAGUUAUGUUAUUUGCAUGUAUGUUGCCUGUCUAGAUUUCUACAGGAGAAAAGUACAAUUUUGUUUUAUGACAACAGGGAUGUCAUUUAGUGGUACUGUGCUUUUAAGAGUUCA
Molecule: messenger RNA, 4996 nt
Organism: Nematolebias whitei (Rio pearlfish)
Lineage: Eukaryota; Metazoa; Chordata; Actinopteri; Cyprinodontiformes; Rivulidae
Gene: kif5aa
Product: kinesin family member 5A, a
Exons: 29
Coding region: 469-3591 (1040 amino acids)
Biological process (GO): microtubule-based movement
Molecular function (GO): microtubule binding; microtubule motor activity; ATP binding
Source: RefSeq, a predicted model, not a curated record